GACGUCCGGUGGUUUUCUAGCCUGAUACUUUGACGGUUCCAGCGUAACGGCCUGAAGCUGCGCAUAGUGAUUGUAUCGAGUGUUCUUCCGCAGUUGAAUAGCUUGAUCACUCUAUCAUUGCAUCGCAUCGCGGUUCUGCUACCUGCGAAGUGUUGGAAUCGCAGACAUCGAGGGAGGCAACAAGCUCAGGUCACGUUUGGGGUUCGCAAGAUGGUGAAAUUCACCUUCAAGCCCUUUAAAAGCCAGAAGUCUCCUGCAGAUUCGGCGUCAGAGGAGCCGCAGAAUGCCUAUCAGAAACGCAGAGAGCAGGUGCGCAGGGCACAGAAAACCCACCGCGAACGCAAAGAAGCCUAUGUAAAGUCGCUGGAGAGCGAAGUCAUUCAGCUCCGCGCCAAUGAAGCUCGACUCUUCCAAGAGACAAAGACGCUGUAUGCCGAGAUCAACGCGAUGAAGACCCUUCUGGCGCGAAACGGCAUCGCUAUUCCAUCUGGCGUCUCAUCGCCACCCCGAGAUCAAGAUUCGGUGGUGGAAGAGCGAUGGGGAGGGGAUGCGAACACAGCAGAAAGAGAAGUGACAGGAGGAGGCAUGUUCGAAUUCAGCGUGACAGAAAAGACAACCAAGCAAUCGCACGAGCGCAUAGUCGUCCGGCGUCAACCGCGAAAGAGGAGUAACGAACGCAGCACGACCGCGCUCGCCUCCGACCAUUCUUCCCCUCCCUUCCCAGCAACCUUCAACACUCCACUGUCCAGCUCCAGCUCACCUUUUGCACUCGUCAGCUCGCAAGACCCCACAGCCAUCGGCAUGGACUUCAUCCUAAGUCUCGAAGCCCCCUGUCUAGGCCACAUACCGCACACAGACGCAAACGACAACGCCUCGCCCUCCGGCCACGCCCUCAUGGCCAGUGCAACGCUCCUGCAUUUCCACGACCCACACACACCGUCCUCGACUCAUUCUCACAACCAAAGCCAAAGCCCAGCCUGGACGGUCCCCGAGUCCGGCGUCCAGCGCCUCCUCGAGCUGGCUCGCAGCAUCCCGCUCGACGGCGAAGUGACGCCCGUGCAAGCCUGGGCCUGCAUCCGCCAACAUCCGCAGUACGAGAGGCUGCGGUUGGAGCGGCUGGAGGAAAUGAAGUCGGCGCUGCUGGUGUGGGUCAAGUGCUACGGGUUUGGUGGCGUGGUGCCGCUGGAUGUAUUUGAGGAUAUUAUCAGAGGCGGUUUUGCCUAGAGGCGGAGUUGGGUGGUGGGAUUUCUUGGGGACAAAACGGUAGGGGAGCUUGUUAGGAUUGGACUGGCCUUCGAAGGCGCGUUUCCAAGUCUUGCAAUAAGUCUAUGGGAAAGUCUAGCGGGUGAGGAGAACAUGGUAAGGUAUACAGAGUUCACAC
Paraphaeosphaeria sporulosa is the source of this 1381-nucleotide messenger RNA. RefSeq lists its product as uncharacterized. The transcript is spliced from 6 exons. Lineage: Eukaryota; Fungi; Ascomycota; Dothideomycetes; Pleosporales; Didymosphaeriaceae. The record is from RefSeq and is a predicted model, not a curated record. Gene Ontology annotation, cellular component: RNA polymerase II transcription regulator complex. Gene Ontology annotation, molecular function: transcription cis-regulatory region binding; DNA-binding transcription activator activity, RNA polymerase II-specific. Bases 211 to 1224 code for a protein of 337 amino acids.